Akanthomyces muscarius is the source of this 4434-nucleotide messenger RNA. RefSeq lists its product as uncharacterized. The transcript is spliced from 4 exons. Gene Ontology annotation, molecular function: ATP hydrolysis activity; ATP binding; ABC-type transporter activity. The record is from RefSeq and is a predicted model, not a curated record. The coding region runs from base 1 to 4434 and encodes 1477 amino acids. Gene Ontology annotation, cellular component: membrane. NCBI's taxonomy places the organism in Eukaryota, Fungi, Ascomycota, Sordariomycetes, Hypocreales, Cordycipitaceae. Gene Ontology annotation, biological process: transmembrane transport.
AUGCGUUUCCUCUAUUGCGAAAAUGACGGCUCCUUCGGUCCAGCCGUCCAACACUGCCACCGAGGAUUUGAUUUCACAGUCAAAUUCGAAAUAAUUGUCCUUGAAAUUCUUCCUUCGGCCAUAUUAACUGGGCUAGUCGUCCCUAGACUCUAUCUUUUGGCUCGUAAACCGCCCAUCGUCGGCGGUACUUGGUUUCAGGUGCUCAAGCUAACGUCGCUCUUGGGCCUGGCCAUUCUACAGCUAGCUCUGGCUAUAAUAGGAUCUCGAGCUGUCCAAUUUCGACAAUCUAUUAUAGCUUCAACGGUCCUCAACCUUGUAGCGUCAUUGUCCAUGGGCGCGCUUAGCGUCUUUGAACAUGCUCGCGAUGCACGACCCUCAAUUAUACUCAACAUUUACUUGCCACUCACGCUGCUGUUCGACCUUGCAAGCAUUCGGACAUUCUGGUUAUCGUCGUCUGGCCAUGAUAGCGCUGUAUUCACUGGUGUCUUCACUGCUGCUGUCGCUGUCAAAGCUUUUAUCGUGCUCCUCGAAGCGAAACAGAAAGGCCACUGGAUUUCAUCGCAGGAUGCAAAACGAAGCCCGGAGGAGACGAGCGGGAUUUACGGCCUAGCUACCUGUACCUGGCUGGCCCGACUUCUCUGCACCGGCUACAAGGUCAUUUUGAAGUCCCAGCACCUCUACCCUCUCGAGCCGAGCAUGAGUGCCGAGCACCUCCAGCAGGAGGCUCUGCGACUCAGACUUUCUGCCUUUAAUGGAAAGCAGUUUGCGCUCGCAAAGUCCGUACUAUGGGAGUUGCGUAUUCCUUUCUUACUGCCAGUCCUCACACGCGCCGCCCAGCUAGGCUUUGAACUGGCUCAACCCCUUUUCAUCCAGAGCAUUCUCAACUAUCUGUCCCAGCCUGAAGGACGGCCUGCGAGCAGUGGCUAUGGGCUCAUAGGUGCUGCGGUCUUCAUCUACGUUGGGGCUCCGAUGUCAGCCGUGAUGCAAGCGUACUUUCACCAGAGAUUCCUUUUCAAGCUGCGCAGCGUCCUUGUGAGCGCCAUCUUCCAGAAGACGACAACUGUCAAUGUCACGGCUGGAGACGACAAGAAGGCCUUGACUCUCAUGAGUACAGACAUCCAGCGAAUUGUUCUCGGUUUUACAUCCAUUCAUGACUUGUGGGCCAUUCCCAUUCAGCUCGCGGUGACAUACUAUCUACUGUUUCGUCAGAUUGGCCCUUCCUUCACUGCGUCCGUUAUCGUAACAAUGCUAUGUAUUGUUGCAUCAAGUAGCGUUAUGCGCACCGUGGGUAAGCUUCAGAAGCAGUGGAUGGAGCAUGUUCAAGCCCGCAUCAGCAAAACUGCCAAUGUUAUUUCCAACAUAAAGAGCAUCAAAAUUUCGGGACUAGGCGACGCCACAGAAACGGCGAUACAGAAAAUGCGAGUCAACGAAAUCAGCAUUGGGAACAAGUUUCGCAGCCUUCUGAUGCUCAACAUUACACUUGGCUUUACGCCCGGGCAAUUAUCUCCCAUGUUUACCUUUGUCACCGCCAUGCGUGACCUGAGUGUCACGGCCAUCUUCACUUCCAUGUCGCUUCUGGCCCUCGCGGGUGGAAAGCUUAAUGUGUUGAUUCAGAAGGCGCCGUACUUGAUGGCGUCGUUAGCUUGUUUCCAAAGAAUUCAAGAGUUCUUGGAACAAAAAGGCCAGCACGACUUUCGUGAGCAGAAAAUGUCGGAUGCCGAAACAACAGGAGACCCAGGUUCACAACGGGGUAAUUACUCUAGUUCCAUCAGCAUCCGUGAUGGAUGCUUCGGCUGGGAAGACGGAAAAUAUAUCGUCAAGAACGUAUCAGCAGAGAUUGAACCCGGCCUCACAAUUGUUGCUGGGCCGGUCGCGUGUGGAAAGUCGACGUUGUGCAAAGCCCUUCUCGGUGAGACUGUCUUCAAUAGAGGACACAUUCUCCUGGACAUGGACUGUUCUAAGAUUGGAUUCUGCGAUCAAACUCCUUUUCUCCUCAAUGCCACAAUCAGAGAGAAUAUUGCCGGCAAGGGCGAUGUCGAUGAGGUCCGGUAUGAAGAGAUUCUAAAAGCUACCAUGCUACACAUAGACCUACUGCUUCUGCCGCAAGGCGACGAGACCAUGGUUGGCAGCAACGGUGCAGCUUUGAGUGGUGGACAAAAGCAACGAGUCUCUAUUGCCAGAGCGCUAUAUGAGCGUUGCCAGCUCAAUGUUUUUGAUGACGUGCUCAGCGGGCUUGACAGGGACACAGAGCAACAAGUGUUCAACCGUGUUUUUGGACCAUUUGGGCUGCUAAGGAAGCGGAAGACAACAACAGUAUUGUGUACGCAUUCCAUCAGACAUCUACCUUUAGCAACUCAUAUUAUCGUCCUGUCUCAAGAAGGUACAGUUGCUGAACAGGGAACAUUUUCUGCCCUUCGGUCGAAUGACAACUACGUUCAAAGUCUUGGAUUGACAAGGCGUGACCGCGGCAAUGACUCCGAAAAUGAUGAAACAAGCCAAGGAAGCACUUUGAAGCUGGCGGAGCGAAGGCCGCAACGCACCGCGGCCGAUGCCAAAAGCAGAGAUGCGACGAGGACAAGAGGCGAUAGGAAAGUAUUUGUGCACUACUUUGGUAGCAUCGGAAUAUGCUGGCUUGCCAUGCUUGUCCUGAUGGGGGUGGUCUGCGGCUUCUUCUGGAACUUUCCCAAUGUUUGGCUGAAACUGUGGUCCGAAGACACUGCGCGGGCUGACUCUCUCCACGGCAUAUCGUAUUGGCUUGGCAUAUACAGUGCUUUCGCAAUGCUGUCAUUACUAGCCAUCACGGCAGAGGUGAGCAUCGGGAUGCUGGCUGUGGCAAAGGUCACCGGCACCAAGCUACACAGCGACGCGUUACGAACGGUGAUGGCAGCACCGCUGCGGCUCUUUGCCACUACAGACAUGGGUGUCAUUACCAACCUUUUCUCUCAAGACAUGUCUCUUGUUGACGAAGAGCUGCCGGUGUCUUUAUUGGAGGCUGUCAUUAUGAUGUGGAUUGUGAUUGGUGCCGCCGCUGUCACAGCCACGGUAUCGCCGUACGUGCUCAUCGCAUAUCCAUUCAUAUUUGCCGCUGUGUAUUUCAUUCAAAGGUUCUACCUGCGCACGUCGCGGCAACUUCGACUAUUGGAUCUGGAAGCAAAAAGCCCCCUCUACACCCACUUCUUUGACACUAUGAAGGGCAUUGCCACGUUUCGUGCUUUCGGAUGGACAGACAGGGCCGUGACCCUGAACCGCAUCCUCUUGGACAGCUCCAUCAGGCCUGACUUUCAGCUCAAAAUGAUUCAAAGUUGGCUCUCGUUCGUUCUAGGAAUGUUGGUCGCAGUGCUGGCGGUCACUAUUGUCAUCCUAGCAACGCAGCUAAAAGCCGAAUCCGGCCUCACAGGCGCGAGCAUGGUGGCCAUCAUCAGCUUUGGUGGGUACUUGAGCUCCAUUAUUGUGAACUACACACUACUCGAAACAUCUAUUGGUGCCGUUAAUCGACUCAAGACGUUCAGCGAUAAAACACUCGUAGAGGAUUCUGCUCAGCAUGGUAAAACUUUGCCUGCAUCGUGGCCAGAUACGGGACACGUAAUUCUGCAAGGAAUAUCCACGUCGUAUGAUAAACCCCGCGGAGACACGGCCAACAUUGGAUCGCCGAAGCCGACACUCAAGAACGUGAGCCUCGAGAUUAUGCCCCGUGAAAAAGUGGCAAUCUGUGGACGUACAGGAAGCGGGAAAUCCUCACUUGUCCUUCUUCUCCUACGGCUACUCGACCCGAUUCCAGGAGCUAUUCAUACCAUUUCGAUUGAUGGCAUAUCCCUUGCCGACAUUGAUGGUAACGUUGUCAGACAGCGUGUCAUCGCGAUCGCGCAGGAUGCCGUGUUCUUGCCAGACGGCGCAUCUUUUCGCAUGAAUCUUGACCCGAACGGUAAAGGCAGUGACGACAUCUGCCAGCAGUCGCUUCAGGUGACCGGAAUGUUGACAUAUGUACUGGAGCACGGCGGCUUAGGCGGAGAGCUGACUGCCGAUGAAUUAAGUCAAGGCCAGAAGCAGCUCUUCGUACUGAGUCGGGCGAUUGUACGCCGUCGCAUGCGCGCCUUGGCUAGACACGCCGACGCAGGUGAUGUGCUGGCCCUUGCUCCACCAAACGCCAUUGGCUUGGAUACUUGCGCGCGAGAUGAUCAUGGUGGUAUGUUAAUUCUCGAUGAGUACAACAGCAGUGUGGAUGCGGCAACAGACAAGAGGAUGCAAGACAUUAUCGCACAGGAGUUCAAGCACUAUACGGUGAUUAUGAUCAGCCACAGGCUGGAGACGGUGUUGAGAUUUGACAAGGUUGUGGUACUUGACUCUGGACGAGUUGUUGAGCAAGGUGUGCCGGAAGCUCUACUGAAGCAAGAUGGUAGUCGCUUCAAAGAGUUGUGGGUCUCAGGCGGCAACUGA